GUGAAGUGGACAGAGAAGAGGAAGAACAUUCUGAAACAAUGCAUACGGUGGAAAAAAUAUUUGUUCACUCUAAAUAUGUUGCAGAAACUUACGACAAUGACAUAGCCAUAAUAAAGCUGAAGGAACCUAUAACAUUUUCUGAGUAUGUUAUCCCAGCAUGUCUUCCAGAAACAGACUUUGCUAAUGAAGUUCUGAUGAACCAGAAAUCUGGGAUGGUUAGUGGCUUCGGACGGGAGUUUGAAGGUGGACGACUAUCCAAAAAACUGAAAGUGCUUCAAGUCCCCUAUGUGGAUAGGAACACUUGCAAGCAAUCAACUAACUUUGAGAUAACAGAUAACAUGUUCUGUGCUGGUUACGAGACGGAGCAAAAAGAUGCUUGCCAAGGAGACAGUGGAGGCCCCCAUGUAACCAAAUAUAAGGAGACUUACUUUAUUACUGGAAUUGUUAGCUGGGGAGAAGGAUGUGCAAGGAAAGGCAAAUACGGUAUCUAUACCAAACUGUCCAGGUUCCUACGCUGGGUAAAAUGGGUCCUGAGACAAAAGAUGUAG
Tinamus guttatus (white-throated tinamou) is the source of this 548-nucleotide messenger RNA. The record is from RefSeq and is a predicted model, not a curated record. NCBI's taxonomy places the organism in Eukaryota, Metazoa, Chordata, Aves, Tinamiformes, Tinamidae.